AUGCUCCGUGUAAAUGGCACACGCAUCAUUAACCAGGCUGGGGAUGAAGUAAUUCUCAAAGGUGCAGGCUUAGGAGGCAUGCUUAACAUGGAAAACUUCAUCACUGGCUACUCGGGGCAUGAGCAUGAGCACCGUGCUGCGUUAACAGAUGUCCUUGGCAAAGAGAAUGCCGAAUUCUUUUUUUCUCGUCUCCUUCACUAUUUCUUCACUGAGGCAGAUGCCGAACUCUUCGCCUCUCUCGGUCUCAACUGUCUCCGUGUGCCAUUUAACUAUCGGCACUUUAUGGACGAUGAUAAUCCUGACAUUAUCAAGGAUUCGGGAUUUGAGCUUCUUGAUAGAAUCGUCAAUAUCUGCUCCAAAUACAACAUAUACGUCGUACUGGACCUGCACGCUGUCCCUGGUGGCCAAAACCAGGACUGGCAUAGUGACUCUGGCUUGAGCAGAGCCCUGUUCUGGGAAUUUCGGGAUUUCCAAGACCGUGCCAUUCAACUGUGGGUGGCCAUUGCUAGCCACUAUGCUGGGAACCCUGUAAUUGCAGGAUACAACCCCCUCAAUGAACCGGCAGAUCCUCAGCACACUCGACUUAUAUCGUGGUAUGAGAGGGUCGAAAAGGCCAUUCGAGCUGUUGACCCAGAUCACAUGCUGUUUUUAGACGGCAAUACCUACGCGAUGGACUUUUCAGCAUUUGAUACGAAAAAGACUUUGCCAAAUACGGUAUAUAGUUGUCACGACUAUAGUAUGAUGGGCUUCCCUCUUCCGGAACAGUAUGACGGAACAGAGGAGCAGAAGACAAGGCUGCGUGCCAGUUUCGAACGCAAAGUCCGGUUUAUGAGAGAAGCUGGCGUACCAAUAUGGAACGGUGAAUUCGGCCCUGUAUACCAAGAUCCAAGAACGGAUCCAGAUGCCGAAGCGACCAAUACUAAGCGUUUUGCGUUAUUACAAGAGCAACUUGCUAUUUAUCAACAAUGUGGUGGCGUGUCAUGGAGUAUUUGGCUAUACAAAGACAUUGGAUACCAAGGCAUGGUGUACCUUGACCCCGAGAGCCCAUACAUGCACCUCAUGCGCCCAUUCAUUGAGAAGAAACAGCGUUUGGGUCUCGACUUCUGGGCCUGUGCGGACAAGACCAAGAUAGACGACGAAGUUUACCAGCCGCUAAUUUCAAAGUUGAAGGAGAUGAUCCCGGAAAGCUUGCAUCAGAAGAAAUAUCCAAAGAUUUGGACCUUUGAUAGACAAGUUGAACGAGUAAUUAGAGAAUGCCUCAUGAGUGAGUAUCUCGGCUGGGAGCUUGCCGAGGCUUUUAGAGGUAAGACGAAGGAGGAGCUGGAGAGUUUGGCGGGUUCUUUUGCUUUGGAGAAGUGUUUGAAGAGAGAUGAACUGAAUUGGAUUUUGGAAAUGGACACAAAAGCAUAUUUGCCAAGUAGCAAGAAGGCAUAG
Molecule: messenger RNA, 1434 nt
Organism: Trichoderma virens Gv29-8
Lineage: Eukaryota; Fungi; Ascomycota; Sordariomycetes; Hypocreales; Hypocreaceae
Product: glycoside hydrolase family 5 protein
Exons: 1
Coding region: 1-1434 (477 amino acids)
Biological process (GO): glucan catabolic process
Cellular component (GO): cell surface; extracellular region
Molecular function (GO): beta-glucosidase activity
Source: RefSeq, a predicted model, not a curated record